GGCCGCCACCGGAGCCGUUCGGAUCUGCGCGAACAUGGCCGAAGUCGGCGAGGACAGCGGUGCCCGCGCCCUGCUGGCGCUGCGCUCGGCUCCCUGCAGCCCCGUGCUAUGCGCCGCGGCCGCGGCCGCCGCCUUCCCGGCCACCACGUCCCCGCCGCCGCCGGCGCAACCUCCACCCGGGCCGCCUGCGCUGCCCGCCGAGCUCGGCCCCGGGCCGGUGCCCUCCACCGCCGCCACUGCCACCACCACCGCGCCCGCCCUGGUGGCCGCGGCCGCUGCCUCCGUGCGCCAGAGCCCCGGGCCGGCCCUGGCGCGCCUGGAGGGUCGGGAGUUCGAGUUCCUGAUGCGACAGCCCAGCGUCACCAUCGGCCGCAACUCGUCGCAGGGCUCGGUGGACCUGAGCAUGGGCCUGUCGAGCUUCAUUUCCCGGCGCCACCUGCAGCUCAGCUUCCAGGAGCCUCACUUCUAUCUUCGCUGUCUCGGCAAGAACGGGGUCUUCGUAGACGGGGCCUUCCAGAGGCGCGGAGCGCCCGCCCUGCAGCUACCCCAACAAUGCACCUUCCGGUUCCCAAGCACGGCCAUCAAGAUCCAGUUCACGUCGCUAUACCAUAAAGAGGAGGCCCCAGCAUCGCCCCUGCGGCCACUCUACCCACAGAUCUCCCCACUGAAGAUCCACAUUCCGGAGCCGGAUCUCCGGAGCCUCGUCAGCCCCAUCCCUUCCCCGACCGGUACCAUCAGUGUCCCCAACUCCUGUCCAGCAAGUCCUCGAGGGGCCGGGUCGUCCAGUUAUCGCUUUGUGCAGAAUGUGACCUCCGACCUUCAGCUGGCCGCAGAGUUCGCUGCGAAGGCUGCCUCCGAGCAGCAAGCAGAUGCCUCUGGCGGAGACAGCCCCAAGGACGAGUCGAAGCCACCGUACUCCUAUGCGCAGCUGAUCGUGCAAGCCAUCUCCUCAGCCCAGGACAGGCAGCUAACACUAAGUGGCAUCUACGCCCACAUCACCAAACAUUACCCUUACUACAGGACUGCCGACAAGGGCUGGCAGAACUCUAUCCGGCACAACCUCUCUCUUAACCGCUACUUCAUCAAAGUUCCUCGGUCCCAGGAGGAGCCUGGGAAGGGCUCUUUUUGGCGAAUAGACCCUGCCUCCGAAGCCAAGCUCGUGGAACAAGCAUUCCGAAAGCGGAGACAGAGAGGUGUCUCCUGCUUCCGCACCCCCUUCGGGCCUCUGUCCUCACGGAGUGCUCCAGCUUCACCCACCCACCCGGGACUGAUGUCCCCUCGUUCCAGUGGCCUGCAGACCCCAGAGUGCCUGUCUCGGGAGGGCUCCCCCAUUCCACAUGAUCCCGACUUGGGAUCAAAGUUAGCCUCUGUUCCAGAGUACCGCUAUUCCCAGAGUGCCCCAGGCUCCCCUGUCAGCGCCCAGCCAGUGAUCAUGGCUGUCCCUCCCCGACCUUCCAACUUAGUGGCUAAGCCUGUCGCCUACAUGCCAGCUUCCAUAGUGACCUCCCAGCAGCCUUCAGGCCACGCCAUCCAUGUGGUCCAACAGGCCCCCACCGUCACCAUGGUGAGGGUGGUUACCACCUCUGCCAACUCAGCCAACGGCUACAUCCUGGCUAGCCAGGGCUCGACCGGGACCUCCCACGACACAGCAGGCACAACCGUGUUGGACCUGGGCAAUGAGGCUCGAGGUUUGGAAGAGAAGCCCACCAUAGCAUUUGCCACAAUCCCCGCAGCCAGCCGAGUUAUCCAGACGGUCGCCAGCCAGAUGGCCCCAGGAGUCCCUGGACACACAGUCACCAUCCUACAGCCGGCUACACCAGUGACUAUCGGGCAGCAUCACCUUCCGGUCCGGGCUGUCACUCAGAAUGGAAAACACGCUGUACCCACGAACAGCUUGACUGGCAAUGCUUAUGCCCUCACCAGUCCCCUGCAGCUCCUGGCAGCCCAGGCGAGUUCAUCCACGCCAGUGGUCAUCACCCGGGUGUGCGAGGUAGGGCCCGAGGAGCCAGCCGCAGCCGUCUCAGUGGCCGCUAGCGCAGCGCCAACCCCAGCCGUCUCCACUACCACAUCUGCCUCUUCCAGCGGGGAGCCCGAGGUCAAGAGGUCCCGAGUAGAGGAACCCAGUGGGACAGCUGCCACACAGCCCACAGCUAUGGCAGCCACUGGCCCUCAGGGCCCGGGAACCGGCGAGUGAAGUGUCACCUGCAGAAAGGUGGAGUGAAACUCACGCCACAGGAGCCCUAGUGGCCAGCAGCUACAUUCAAGGACCGAGUGGAAAAGCCCAUCGCGGCCUGCAGCCCUCGUGCAGGUGGCCGUUGCACUCGGACAAUUUCCUUUUUAUCUCCUGUCCUCCCAUGGUUUGAAACAAACACAUAAACACGUUCAGACAACUUGAUUGUAUGAAUCUGGGGGUUCUGUGUGUUUCUUUACCCCUCUCAUGCCAUCGCCUCUCCCCAGUUCUUGGGGGAGAAGGUCUAGCCCAGCUCCUCAGGAAUGGCUCCCAGGCAGCACCCACAAGAGCCUGAGCCCCAGGACUGGACAGAGCAUGGGCUCCUCUCCCUGAGAGUGGGGCCACGGACUUCCUAUUUGUGACUGAUCCGGGAAUAGACCAGAAAACAGAACGGCAAGAACUUCCCAGCCACAGGCUAGGAUACAGAGCCCUCUCCCCAAAAGUGACAGAGACUGUGGCAUUAACUGGGGUAAGGGAGGUCUACUUUGGCUUUGGACCCUAAAUAUAAAUAUAUAGCUAAAUAUGGAAUCCGGGCUCAUCUCAAACCUGAGACACACAGAGCAGGCCAUAUGUCUUUGAGGUUCCCCUUUGUAGGCCGCCAAGCAACAGCAGGCCCUGCGCUCGGCCACACCGGGCCCUGGUGAACGCGCCGCUCUCCCCGAUAACUCCAAGAAGGAUGGGCGGCUCCCACGUUGAUGUAUCAAAGAGCUUUGGGUUGAAAGCCCAAGGCCGGCGCCCACAGCACUGAAUGAGUCGAGAGCUGCAAGCUACAAACGGAUCUCCAGGGAAACCUGAGCCAGCUCCAAGGGAAGUCGGUCAGCCGCUUGCUCAGCAGGGAGGAUGAUGGAUAAUGGAUGGUAUGGGGCAGGAAGACAGCAGAGGAUCUGGGUGGUGAUCUGCUCGCACUGUCUCCUCACUCCCACCCACCCCCAUUCCAGCUGAGAACCCCAAGGCCUGUCCAGUUUGAAAAUGGAAACCCUCUUUUCUACCUGACCAUUAUCCUCUGGAAAGGAAGCUACCUCUCCGGACAGCAGUCGGUGCCAAGUUUGAUUACAGUGCAGCAAGAACCAAAGCGUGGGUGUCAGCCGAGGACGUGGACACCUGGGCAAGGUCCCUUUGCAUGCCGGACAAGUGACCAACAGCACUUUAACAUAUGCCACACCAAGUCUCGAGAGCAGGAGCCAUCAAAUUUCUCUCUGUGAGAAUGAGAGUUGAUUUUAUAGAAGCAGUCAUGGGGGCUGUGUGACAGGAAACUUCAAGGCAGCCAGAAAUUCAGUGUUGGUCCUCCCGGAGGGUGGUUGGCAAGCAACUGGCAAUAGCUUGGACAGACAGAGCCCCAGGAGACAUAACCCUGUCAUGGUAUCAAACCACCCACCAGCCGCCUUUCUCUGCCUGGUGCCGAUCAGAAGAGGCCAGAGGGCCCUGUGGGCAAAGAGCAGGCUGUACAAGCUGCCUUUGCUGGAAGGGACUCCAGAUCUGGAGGCUGUGGUCACAGGAGAGCAGAUGACCAGGUUGGAUAAGUCCAAGCUCCGCUGUAUGGCUGCUGCCAUUGAAGCCACCAACCCCCCCCACACACACACACACACACAUCAGGGACCAGUGCGGAGCACCUGCCCCCUCUCUUGAGCUAUCUCCCAAGCUCCCCAGCCAGUUGUUUCUGUAGUUCUCAGCUUCAAGCCAGAAGUAAGAUGUGUUUUGGAGGUCUCCUGCCUGUUGCCUGGGAGGGUUCAGAGAAGUGGGGCUGUCUUGAUAGUGGCUGGGGGAGGGGUUUCCCCUCAGAGGGGGCAGAGGGCUGGCCCUGUCUCACAUCUUCCCUUGGUACCUGGCAUGAACUUCUCUCUGUGUGCCUGGCGUGAGCGUGGGGUUAGGGAAGAAUGAAUGGGGUGGAGAUCUGAGUUGCUUAGGGGGCUGAGGUGACAAGGGACAUCGGUGCCAGCUGCUGAUCUUCCCCUACAUCACCCUUUACUCCAGGGCUGUCCAUGGUCACCCUCCAGGGCAGAUUAAAAUUGUAGAUGGUCACGGUAGACACUGGGUGUGGCCCCUGCAUGGAACUGUGGGUCAUCAAUUGCCACAUCUGUCAUCAGGACUUCUCAGUUGGCCCUAGGCAGGUUGUUGUCCUGGUUCCUGACAUGUGGGCUCCAUGCUCUGAUCUACACCAUUAACAGGGGCAUGGAAGGGUAUGGAGAGAGCAAGGGAACACACACUGUCCCGGUACAAGGCCUGAAGGCCCGGUUGGAUGGCCUGAGCUCCAAGGAAGCUAGUCUGGCGCUGCCACUCUGCGGGGUGGGUUUGGUCAUCUACUGGACAGCAUCUCUGGCUCGUGCCAGCUUCUGCCCACAACCCAUAGCUAUCGACCCCAGAGAGCCAGUGUUCAGAUCAGGGAUGCACAGCUAGCUGGGACGUGCUCCCAUGAGCUCUGAGCCAGGAGGGCCAUGUCCAUCCAUGCUGUGGCCCAUGGCUGGCAACCCUAGAGCACCCCACUAAACCUGGGCUAGGGGAACAGUUCAGGAGGUGAUGUGAAGCCCGGGGGCCUGUUCCUUGGGCCAAGGGGCAUGGCUUCAUCUGAGCUUGUCUUGUUGGUAAGUGUUCCCUGGUAGACCAGGUACCUGGCUGUCCACACAUCCUCUCUCUUCUGCUUCGUAUCCAGUGCUCUCCAUACUCACACAUGCUGCAGGCAUAGGAAGGCACCAUGGUGACUGGAAGUGAAGAGGAGACCCCCGCCUGGGAGCCUGCCUGCUCGCUCUGUUAUUUCUCCCCAUCCUCCUUCCUUCCUCUCUCUCUCUCCCUUUCCCUUCUCUUCCUGUCUUCCCCUCCCUCCUCCUUGCCUCUUCUGUCUUCUCCCCACCUCAGCUUUUAGCCUAGCAUCCAGGACAUGAUAGACAUGUCUAUACCAUCAGCUCUUGGAGUCUUGCCUUUGUUCAAGGUGGGUGUUUGGCUCACUGUCCAUGAUGAAGCCCCAUGGACAUGUCCCCUGCUUUCUGCGCCUUACAAUCUAGGGACCUACCAACCCCCAAGCUCAUCCCACAGCCCCAGGCCCGCCAGGUUUGAGGUGGUACGCUCCAUUCAUCUUCCCUCUGAAAGGAGGAAUGGCCUUCUACAAUAUUCUGCAAGAGCUGGAAAUGGGCAAAGGCAGGUGAUGGGGCCAGUGUCUUCCUUUAUAGACAAGGGGACCCCUUGGGCAGUGGUAAACAGUGUAAGGUGGAGGUUAAAGGUUAGUGAAAUGUAAGAAGAAAUCCUUCCCCAUAGAGAGAAAUGGGGGAUGGGUGGAAUGUUACCGUUCUUCCUCAAAAUCCUCAAAUUUCAUAACACCCACGUGACGUUGCUCACCCAGACCCUCCCUCCCCAUCCGAACUGCACAGUGCCUGAUUAGAAUAAGUCAGAAAGGGUUGGAGUCCCAGUUCUAGUGAAAGAUCCCUGUGUGGGGGGCGUCACAUCCUGGUCAGGAGAGGCAAAGUCACCACAACUGGCCACAGGGUCCCCCUAGGAUAGGUCAGGGGAACAGAGCGGCCACCUAUAUCCACACCUCUGGUCUCUCGGAAUACCUCUGCUUAGAAGCAAUAUUAAGAAGGAUAAGUCAAGCUUUUCCAAAGAUUGCCACUGCAGACACCGCUUCCCUCCAGAGCAGGGCCUCUGACAGGGACUGUGGCUUGCUGGGUCGGGUGGACGGGCAGAGAACAGAGGCCUUCCACCUGCUGCUUCAGCCGUGGUCCCCAUUUAAUGCCCCCUUCCACCUUGGGAGUUCUCUUGAACUCAGGGUGGUCCUUGCACCCACAUGCUUGUUGGGCUCUGGAUGUUUUGUUUGGUUUUGGGUGUUGUUUGUUUGGGUUUGUCCUGCAAGGUGAGCUAGGCCACUGUUCUACCACUGAGCUGCACUCCCAGCCAUUUUGAUUUUUUAAACUUGAGAUGGGACUCACAAAGCUGCCCAGGCUGGCCUUGAACUCCUAGUCCUCUUGCCUCAGCUUCCUGAAUUUCUGGGGUGAUGGGCCUACAGGCUGCCAUGGCCCAGCACUAUUUGCGUUUUGUCUUGUUUUUUGUUUUUUGGUUUUUUUUUGUUUGUUUUUUUGUUUCUAUACCAAAAGCUGCUACACUGGUGGCACAGCAGGGUGUGGCCUAGAUGCCCCCACAGACUGGCAUAUGGCACCCACUUCCCACAGCCUAGGGACUGUCCAAGAGACUUUUUCCUGGGGUUGUCGCCUCUCUCUCUGCCCUCCCUAAUCCCACAACUGCUUGGCAAGGGGACAUUUUUGAACCAACCACAGAUGUUUCAUUAGGGAAAGUCAUUUUCUACUCAUGUUAAAGAAUAAAAGCUCCCUGAGUGGUCAAGCUUCCCUCUAGCAGGCCUCAGCUCUGCUGCAGGGAACAUUCUAGAACCUGCCCCCCCCCCCAUGGGCACGGGCCACAACAGCCUGGGCAGGGCUGUCCCACAGAUGAGGCCAGCCGCAAACCUUCUCCAGGUACCACCUGGGCUGGAGACAGGACAGAGGGUGCUUGGAGAGAGGGAGUGGCCAACUGGGGGGGGGGGUGAGCCAGUGGGACUGGAGGCUGAGGGCUGCCCUCACAGCCGGUGCCGAGCCAGCAGUGGUAAAGAUCCCUCAGUGAGGAUGUCUGUCUGUCUGUCUGUGUAUGUGUGUGUGUCUCUCUCUCAAAAUACUUAAGAGUGCUUCAGUCACAAUGAAAAGCAUGUGUUUCUGUACUUGGGCUAAGCUGUCAAACACAGGCUGCCUAGGGCUCCCAGGACCUCUUCCCCUAAGCCCUCAUCUUUGGGUGCGUGUGUGCGCGCACAUGCGCGCGUGCGCACGCGCACACACACACACACACACACACACACCCCUGCCUUGUGAGAGUUAGAGGAUUAGAAGGGCCUGCUGCUUUACCUCUGAAAUCCUGUUCCUGUGACUACUCACAAGGUGACUGGUGUGGAGGCAUCUGGACCCCAGGCAUCCCAAGAGCCUGGGUGCAGACAGUGGCCAGGUGUGGUCCACAACCCCAUAUGUGAAGCACUUGCCACCAUUAGAGCAACCUCAGCACUGUCCCCUGAGUCCCUGGGACUGGCUGACUCUGCUAGAAUGAGCUCCGUGAUCCACUGAGUGUUCAUGUUCUCUGUCCUGUAUGUAUCCAAAUGGCACCUUGGCUUCUGAGUCUGAAUUUGCUGGCUUAGAACUUUUGUUUUUAUUGGUAAAACUGGGAAUUCAAAAAUCUAACAUCUUCAAUUUGGUCCCUCUCUCCCAUGGUCUCCUCUUAGCGUCCUUCCUGGGUGGGAGGGGCAUUUGGGAUCCCUGAUAAUACCUUAGCUUGAUUCCUAGGCUGGGAAAAGGUGGUGGGGGUGGGGAGGGGUGACCC
This is a messenger RNA of Mus pahari (shrew mouse), 7570 nucleotides long. RefSeq names its product forkhead box K1 (gene Foxk1). Gene Ontology annotation, biological process: regulation of transcription by RNA polymerase II. Bases 35 to 2194 code for a protein of 719 amino acids. Gene Ontology annotation, molecular function: protein binding; RNA polymerase II cis-regulatory region sequence-specific DNA binding; DNA-binding transcription factor activity, RNA polymerase II-specific. The transcript has 9 exons. NCBI's taxonomy places the organism in Eukaryota, Metazoa, Chordata, Mammalia, Rodentia, Muridae. The record is from RefSeq and is a predicted model, not a curated record.